AAAUGUGCCUUACUUUUCCCCAAGUUUGAUUUUGGUUGCCUCUACAUCCAUGUUCAAAACUUCAAAUCACACAGAACACGAAAGUGUAAUUCCCACCACAACCCCACUUCUCCUCCCAAGCCUUUACCAUCGGUUACAAAUGAACACCGGCGGAAGAAGCAGCACAAGAUUCCACACCAAAAAACCACUAAAACCCUCUUCCUCUUCCAUCCUUACUUUCUCUCUCCUCAUUCUCUUCCUAAUCUUCUUCAUCUUCUACAAUGAUAUCUCAACCUUUGUCCUUCCCCUUUCAACCCAACCCCCGCCUUCCCAAUUCCCUGAAUGCGGCGUAAAAACAACAGAACGAUUCCUCUGGUACGCCCCACAUAGUGGGUUCAGCAAUCAAGUUUCCGAGUUCAAGAACGCCAUUUUAAUGGCCGCCAUUCUUAAUCGGACCUUGAUCAUUCCACCUGUUCUUGAUCAUCACGCUGUCGCUCUUGGUAGUUGCCCUAAGUUUAGGGUUUUGGGUUCGAAUCAGCUCCGACUUCAGGUUUGGGAUCACGCCAUUCAGUUGUUUAGGGAUGGAAGGUAUGUCUCCAUGGCAGAGAUCAUCGAUCUUUCUUCAAUCUCUACGGUUGUUCAAACAAUUGAUUUCAGACAUUUUUUAUCAUUUUGGUGUGGUGUGGACUUAAAUUCUCUUUGCGCAGAUGACCCAAAUAUCAAGACAUCUUUGUUGAAUAAGCUGCAGAAAUGUGGGUCUCUUCUUUCUGGAUUUCAUGGUAAUGUGGACAAGUGUUUGUAUGCUAUUGAUGUAGAUUGCAGAACUACGGUCUGGACCUAUCAAGAGAAUGAUUCAGAUGGGGCUUUGGAUUCCUUUCAGCCUGAUGAACAACUCAAAGUGAAAAAGAAAAUUUCAUAUGUUAGGCAUCGGCGAGAUGUGUAUAAUAAUCUUGGGCCUGGUUCUGAAGCUCAUUCGUCCACUGUGUUAGCCUUUGGAAGUUUAUUCUCUUCCUCAUAUAGAGGUUCACAGCUUUAUAUUGACAUCAAAGAAUUUCCAAGAGAUCGUCGAAUGCAAUCCUUGCUCAGUAAGAUUGAAUUUAUGCCAUUUGUUCCAGACAUCAUGAAUGCAGGAAAGGAGUUUGUUCAGAAGAACAUUGGAGCACCGUUUCUCUGUGCACAACUAAGGUUGUUAGAUGGGCAAUUCAAGAAUCAUUGGAAGGCAACUUUUUCAGUGCUUGAGCAAAAGGUUGAAGCUUUAAAACAGGAGGGCUCUCUCCCUGUUCAUAUCUUUGUGAUGACAGAUCUUCCCCAAAGUAACUGGAGUGGCAGUUACCUAGGUGACUUAGCUAGUAAGGCAAGCUCAUUUAAACUUCACGUCUUGAGUGAUCGGGAGGAAGUUGUGAAAAGAACUGCAGCUGAGGUUGUAGCUGCUCACAGUGACCUUCAGCGCAGCCAUUGCUUUCAUCAGUUGCCUGAUGUUCUACUUUAUGUAGAGGAGACUAUUUGUAGCUGUGCUUCUCUAGGAUUUGUUGGGACAGCUGGGUCCACAAUUGCGGGAAACAUAGAGGUGAUGAGAAAGAACAACGUCUGCUUAGAAAAUGAUUGAGAUUGCCGUUUUAUUCUGUAAAUUUAAGAGCAUGAAUCUUCUCUUGCCUUAUCAAAUUGGUUUUCGGCUUCUUAAAGUCCAGUCUUGGAACACUGAAAGCCUAUAUCUCCUUAUUUGCGGCAUUCCUGGAAAUGAGACGGCGUGUUGCUGGUAUAAAUGUGAAGAUCACGAGACCUGGUGAUUGCUGCAAUGGCUGUAGUAAUUGGUUCCCUGUGGCAUGUGUUGAACGAUUCCCAUCAUAUUGUAUUGCAAGCGCCGAUGUGCUUAAUACAACAUAUUGCCACAUAUGCUCGAAGAGAUUGGGUAUAAGAUUGUAUUUUAAAUUUGUUCAUAUCAAAUAUACAAGGCAUGCCUGGCGCAACAAGUGACUAGGUGGAUGCAAUUCAACUCUACUAGUACAAUAAAGAUACGGUGCUUUGCUGCUUGCUUA
Molecule: messenger RNA, 2015 nt
Organism: Beta vulgaris subsp. vulgaris (sugar beet)
Lineage: Eukaryota; Viridiplantae; Streptophyta; Magnoliopsida; Caryophyllales; Amaranthaceae
Product: O-fucosyltransferase 30
Exons: 2
Coding region: 50-1585 (511 amino acids)
Source: RefSeq, a predicted model, not a curated record